Messenger RNA from Dioscorea cayenensis subsp. rotundata (Guinea yam), 1495 nucleotides. RefSeq names its product malonyl-CoA-acyl carrier protein transacylase, mitochondrial. Bases 182 to 1276 code for a protein of 364 amino acids. Gene Ontology annotation, molecular function: [acyl-carrier-protein] S-malonyltransferase activity. The record is from RefSeq and is a predicted model, not a curated record. NCBI's taxonomy places the organism in Eukaryota, Viridiplantae, Streptophyta, Magnoliopsida, Dioscoreales, Dioscoreaceae. The transcript has 10 exons.
CAAAGUUUAUACAACUCCGACUUCCCAGUUUUUGCGACCGUCGGGAACUCCACUUCCAAUCCGCAUCGCCAUUUCCGCAGUCUCCAAGCUCCCGCGCUUCGUUCUCUCCGCCCAUCUCUCUCUCUCUCUCUCUCUCUCGAUCUAUCUCGAUCUCUCUCGUGAUCGCGUCUUGCUCUCUUCAAUGGCGUCUGCGGCCUCUUGCGCGCUAGUGCCAUCCGUGUUUCUAGGCAAGAUCCCAAGGCGGGUAUCCUCGAGCUCGCUGCCGAGGAAUUCAUGGGGAUCUAGGGUUUCUAUGAGCGUCUCCACCGGCAUUCCAGAGCCUCUCACUGCUGACACCAUCUUCAAAGACUACAAGCCCACUUGUGGAUUCCUCUUUCCUGGCCAGGGUGCACAAUCUGUGGGAAUGGGGGCUGCCUCUGAAAAUGUGCCUGCUGCUGCUGAACUGUAUAGCAAAGCAAAUGAUAUACUCGGUUUCGAUCUCUUGGAUGUAUGCAUCAAUGGACCUAAGGAAAAGCUUGAUUCAACAGUUAUCAGUCAGCCAGCUAUAUAUGUUACAAGCCUAGCUGCUGUUGAGGUGUUGCGUGCGCGUGAAGGUGGCCAGGACAUUAUCGAUUCUGUAGAUGUCACUUGUGGUCUAAGUCUCGGAGAGUACACAGCCCUCGCAUUUGCUGGGGCUUUCAGCUUUGAAGAUGGGCUCAAGCUUGUCAAGCUAAGAGGUGAAGCCAUGCAGGACGCUGCAGAUGCUGCUAGUAGUGCUAUGGUUAGUGUCAUAGGGCUCGAUUCAGAAAAGGUACAAUUACUUUGUGAUGCUGCAAAUGAUGAAGUAGACGAGAAUAAUAAAGUUCACAUUGCAAACUUCCUAUGUCCCGGAAACUAUGCUGUUUCUGGGGGAGUGAAAGGAGUGGAAGUUGUUGAAGCUAAAGCAAAGUCAUUUAAGGCUCGAAUGACGGUCCGCCUAGCUGUUGCUGGUGCUUUUCACACCAGCUUCAUGGAGCCUGCAGUCUCAAGAUUAGAAGCAGCAUUGGCAGCUACAGAAUUAAGAACACCAAGAAUACCUGUUAUAUCUAAUGUUGACGCAAAACCUCACUCUGAUCCUGAGACAAUCAAGAAAAUUUUGGCUCGCCAAGUGACCUCCCCGGUCCAGUGGGAGUCGACUGUGAAGACACUCAUGGAAAGAGGCCUUAAGAAAAGUUUCGAGUUGGGACCUGGAAAGGUUAUCGCUGGAAUCCUGAAGCGAAUUGACAAAGGUGCUGACAUUGAGAACAUCAGUGCUUGAGAGCUUUCCACACAUACUUUGUUUAGGAGUUCACCUUUUUGGAACCCUCAUAACCUGCCAUUUUGUUUUGUUGUAUUUCAAGUUCAGACUGGCUUGUUUGUAGAGUUAAUGGUCAUGGGCAAAUCUCUGUGAAUCGAAUAAGGUAAUGUGGGGAUGUUAAUUGAGGCAAAUUUAUAAGCUAUUAAGCAAUGAUCAAUCCAUUCAUCUUAAUUAGUUCAA